Molecule: messenger RNA, 1690 nt
Organism: Vitis vinifera (wine grape)
Lineage: Eukaryota; Viridiplantae; Streptophyta; Magnoliopsida; Vitales; Vitaceae
Product: S-adenosylmethionine decarboxylase proenzyme 4
Exons: 1
Coding region: 241-1293 (350 amino acids)
Biological process (GO): spermidine biosynthetic process; spermine biosynthetic process
Cellular component (GO): cytosol
Molecular function (GO): adenosylmethionine decarboxylase activity
Source: RefSeq, a predicted model, not a curated record
AUCAUUAUUCUUGGUUGCCUCACCCGCAUGCCCCUUCUCUCCUCUCUCUUUCUCUCACCCUCACUUCCACUCUCUCUCUCCUCCUAUAAAUCUCAUGCACUUCCCACUUCUCUCUCUCACCUGUAGUCCCCAUACCAUCCCUAUCUAUAUCGUAUAUCAUCUCCUUCUCACUUUUCACCUAUCACCACCCACUACUGCUCUGUUCUCAUCUUUGUCUUGUAUUCAUUAAUUAUCUUUGAAAUGGCUGUCUCUGGUUUCGAAGGCUUCGAGAAGCGCCUGGAGCUCCACUUCUCCGGUGAUGACCCGGUGGUCGGAAUGGGUCUCCGGCACCUGGAUUUCGAGUCGCUGGAGCAGGUGCUGCAUGCUGUGCAAUGCACUGUGGUGUCGGCGGUGGGAAACCACUACUUCGACGCGUAUGUGUUGUCGGAAUCGAGUCUGUUUGUCUACCCCACCAAGAUUAUUAUCAAGACAUGUGGUACCACCCAGCUGUUGAAAUCAAUCCCUCCAUUGCUCCACCAUGGACGCCACCUGGGUCUGGCUAUGUGCGGGUGUAGGUACACCAGAGGCAGCUUUAUCUUCCCCAAAGCGCAGCCCUUCCCCCAUACUAGCUUUAGAGAUGAAGUUAUCUACUUGGAACAGAGCUUGCCCAGUACUCUCUGCUACAGAAAAGCUUCUGUUAUGCCCUCCAAGAUGUCUUCUCAUUCAUGGCAUGUCUUCUCCGCAAGCGACGAGCCUCACAUGGUGCUCCAGCAUAUGCCCGAUGUGUUGUACACGCUAGAGGUCUGCAUGACCGACCUCGACCGCGUCCUCGCUCGAAAAUUCUUCCUUCGUCCCGGAGCUGGGAAGGCCGGCGACGUGGCCGGAAAGGAGAUGACGGAGCUCACGGGCAUCGGCGACAUCAAUCCCGGCGCUCUCAUCUGCGACUUCGCGUUCGACCCAUGUGGGUACUCCAUGAAUGGGAUCGACGGCGACCGUUACUCCACAAUCCACGUAACCCCGGAGGACGGCUACAGCUACGCCAGCUUCGAGUGCGUGGGCUCAAUCUACGACGACCAAAACGACGUCGUCCAGGUGCUGAAGAAGGUGGUGCAAGUGUUCCGGCCGGCAACCAUGUCCGUUUCCACCACCUGCACCAGCCACGAAGUGUGGACACGCGUGGCCACCGCUCUUGAGCCGAUGGGAUUGAAAUGCCGGAGCUGCGCGGUGGACGAGUUCCCGGCUGCCGGAAGCAUGGUGUUUCAAACGUUCACGACUCGCCGGAAGGAGAAGAGGUUGGUGGAAGUAGACAUGUGAAAACGGAGAAAGUGAGAGAGGAAACGGAGAAAGUAGGAGUUAGAAUUUAGUAGAAAGAAAUUCUUAGGGGGGUGAUGAUGAGGGGUGAUGGAAGGGUUUAUGUGAUUAAUUGGAUUAUAGAUGAUGGAUUUGUGGGGUUGACUUUGUGUAGAGAAAGAUCAAAAAAAGAAAAAAAAGAAAAAAAAAAGAAAAAAAAAGGAAAGAAAAGUGGGUGAAUAUAGAGAUGAGGAUGAUGGUGAUGUGCAAAGUGUGAAUGAUAAUGCACCCCACUUUGCUUUGUCACGCCUAAGAUUUUGAGGUUUUGUGUAGUGGGGGGGAAAAGUGCUCUGCUUCUUCUUCUUCUUCUUCUUCUUCUUGGAGGUUUAUAUUAACUCACUUUUGUCUUUCUCUUCUUUCA